CUCUGAGCACUAGAGACAAUAUGAACCCCUUCCAAGCGCUAAUACUACAGAAACGCCGCAGAUAGAAGUCGAUGACUACUUCGUACUAUGGGUACGGGAUCUUGAGUGGAGGAGUCGAAUCGAAUCGAAUCAAUGCGAAUAGUUGACAAAGUCUAUAUGGUCUGUAGGCGAAGACAAGUGAAUGUGAAGAUCCACAACCUACCACCAUGUUCUAUCAACUCCAUUUGUCCGAACUUCCACAAACUGACUGCACUGCCCCCGAGUUCAUAGUCAAGAUGUCAUAAUUUCAGACACCUUCUGUAAUGAUGCAGUCGAUCACAGUUCUAGACCCUUUAGCCUUGUUCCUCGACCCUCUGCCCGCUGGUCGAUUCCCUGCCCGGUAGAAUCUGACCUCGAAUUCAGACGUUACGUGCCCAGGUAACCGUUCCCAACAAGGGUUUGAACAUUGGUAAACUGCGAUCGGAUCAACACAUCUGCAACGUACAGUCACAUCAGUCUUGUGGGUCUUGCUGGCUUUGCACGAAGUUCAGAAUGUAGAGAGCGAGCUUUGAGAGUCAAAUCUUGGCUCGAAUCGAUUCUGCUUCAAGGCAUAAACAGGUCUCGCGGACAGCAGCAGGAACAUCUUUUCACAAGUCCAUUUUAUAUCCGAUAAUAUAACCAGCCAUCUGCCUUGCCUUACUCUCGUUUUUUUAUUCGGAUGUUUAGUACUAAAGUGGAACGUCGAUCUCGCGUCUGCCCAGUUCUCUUCGUUUCAGAAGUCAGCAGAGAGGAGACUAGUUCAUCUUACCAUCUGUCGGAGCACCACCCGGACGUUGUUCCACUUUGCUGAAACUUCUAAUCUAAUCGGCAGUAGACUAUGGUGUCCAUUCAACAUUGGCGAGGAUGUGAUGGAUUAUGCGGAUACUUGCAUGCCGGCAGGAAAAGGAGAGUCAUGAAGUGAGUCUUGGGAGGUUGACAGCAAACGAUUGACCGGUACAUCAGAACGUCUUCGACAGAGAUGGCUGUGCUCAAUAUCGAUGACAUUUUGCAUUCACACAGACAGCAAAGGCAGCAGAUUUCCUGGCCAGAUAUUGAGGAUGUACUGUGCCGAACGUUGGCGCAGGAAAAGAGCGUGACGGUCAGGGGCACGGGAGAUGAGCAGUUCGCGGCGCUGGGAAGGGCACUCCAGUUCCGUCAGUGGGGUGAACUUCAAACGCUGAGAUUGCACUGGAAGCGCCUGACUGUGGCGGGCCUGGUCGAGCUCUGCUCGGCGAUCAUGUACGGCAACCUCCAAGCUCUGAGGGUUCUCGUUCUCACCAACUCUUUCCAGCGUACAAACAACGACUUCGGCUUCGGGGACAGCGGAUUGUUUGCACUGGCGCAGGCUUUGUUGGCAGGAUACUCACUGUGUCUCCAAGUGCUCCAAAUCGGAGACUUUCAAAAGUCUCUACACGACGAGAUCUUCGGAAUCGAGGGAGCCCAGGCUCUGGCUCAACUCUUCCUCCUGGCAGGCUUGCCGAAGCUCGAAGACCUCCGUCUCAAUGGGGUGCAAACGGAGGAAGGAGUGGUGACCAUCGUGACCGGAUUGGAUAGAGGCAUUUUGUGUAGCUCGAACUUGAAGAGGCUUCGUCUCGAAGAAUGCGAGAUUGGACUGGAGGGAGCUCUGGCCAUAGCCAACGCUUUGCAAGAUACCAAUUUCUCUGAACUGGAGACUUUGAAUCUCCAGGACAACGUCGGCCGAGCGCUAGGCGACGACGGGAUCAUAAUUCUAUCGACUGCUUUUAGGUCGCGCAGCAUGAACAAGCUACAGACCCUCUGGUUACAUAACGUGUCGAUGGGAGAACUGGGACUCAUGGAACUGGCCUCCGUGCUUCAAGAGAAAUACCUGCCCAGCCUCAGGAAGCUUUACGUGGCUGGCGCACGGCACACCGACGCCACCACCGAGGCUUUUGAGCUGGCUUACCGCAACAACAGUUCACUAAUUGCUCGCAUCUUUCUCAGAAGACCGACAAAUGCAACAGAGCUUGGUGAUUCCGAUACUGAAGGCGCAGAGGAAUACGAGACCGAGGAAAUGGAGGAUCUGAAAAACUUUGAAGCCCGGUUAGAUAAACUGCGAGUCAUCAACGAGAUGCAAGCAAAGAAGAUGAAACGUAUUAUGUAGUGGACGGACAUCAUCCUGGGCCUUCCAAGGUUCGCCCUCCGUGUGACAAAGAGCUCGAUCGUAUGAAUUUGACAAGUCAGGCCCCAAGUCGUCAGCACGCAACAAGAUCCACAACCCGUAACAAGUUAGAGCUUGCCCUGAGUCAAGACUGUACGGAUUCUGGAGGCAGUAACACUUGCAAUAAGUCUUGCACCAUCUGCGAUGAUUUCAAAUACAUGUUGACCAGUACUACUAUCGUGCAUUCUGGUUUCGAUCUUCUUUCUGAAAAGAUAGAAACCAUGUGUCCAGGGAUUGCCGACUAUAAAUGUAUUGCAAUUGGUGGCUUUGCUUUGAAAUGUGUGUGAAAGUGUCGGUACUUUCAUCCAAAACAAAACUCGUGAAGGGGCCCAGUUAGAAGAACGCGGACGCUGUCAGUGAAUGAUAUUUGCGUGCAAGACCGAGCAAGCUUGGGAAAACUGACUGAGGAAACUGUCAGACGGAAGUCAGCUUUACUUCCACAUGUUGAGCCGAGGAUCUACUUUUUCUACCAGUCUUUCCGAUGUGGAGUCGGUGAAAAACUCGGCGGUCGAAGCCUGGACUUAUUAAAGGUAGAACGAGUUCGGCCUCAAAGUGGAAGGUCUUCACAAACAUACCCAACUGCCCGCCACACUUUGCUUGUAAACGUUGAGAUGUAACUUACAGUCUCUCUAAAGCCUAUCUGCACGCAAACCUCCAGAAGUCUUUCUCAGAUCUAAAAAGCAGAUAGUCUCGUAUGAUUAUUGCUGGUUACAUACUGGAAAUAUCUGGACAAGGUAUUUUUCAUAAUUUUCCUAGUUUUCGGAGGUCUUAUCGCAUAUUGGGGAAGGCUAUGACGUUGGCGAGACCUCAUCAACAUGGGAAUGUUUCUGUGGCCCAUAGGAAUGUUUUGUGGUCGAAUCAGACCCUCGUAUUAAUAAGUAACCCUGAGUUCCAGACCAGGAAGCUACCACACCAAGACUUGGCCAACCCUUCCGGCCCCUUCCAUAAUCUUGCAGAUAUACAUAUCAUGCCGUCUGUCGCCACGAUAGUAACAUGUUUGUCUCCUAGAGAUUCCUCACAUGAAGUGCGAAGCAGCAGCUCCAAAA
Molecule: messenger RNA, 3243 nt
Organism: Marchantia polymorpha subsp. ruderalis
Lineage: Eukaryota; Viridiplantae; Streptophyta; Marchantiopsida; Marchantiales; Marchantiaceae
Source: the annotation of a GenBank genome assembly